This is a messenger RNA of Tilletiaria anomala UBC 951, 2143 nucleotides long. RefSeq names its product cytochrome P450. The coding region runs from base 423 to 1922 and encodes 499 amino acids. Lineage: Eukaryota; Fungi; Basidiomycota; Exobasidiomycetes; Georgefischeriales; Tilletiariaceae. The transcript has 5 exons. Gene Ontology annotation, molecular function: oxidoreductase activity, acting on paired donors, with incorporation or reduction of molecular oxygen; iron ion binding; monooxygenase activity. The record is from RefSeq and is a predicted model, not a curated record.
CCAGCUCUGCACCCUGCUUCGUUCGUUGCAGUGCGGCGCACUUCUGGCUUCCCACCCUCAAAAACUGUGUGCAUCGUCCUCAUCUAAAAACAUGAGCGCAUCAGCAGACCCCUCUAUGUAUGUAAUAAUCAACUCAGGAUUCGGCCACUGUCUCACACACCCCUUGGCACUCGGCAAUCGGUAUUAUGAAGGAGCCGUGGGCCGCCCACACUCGACGCAAUGUAACACGCAUUCAAAAUAUAUCAUGUUUCACGAAGUCGCAACCCCACACAUAUUCACCACCUACCCACUGCUGCACUUUGGGCCCUCCACCCGGUGCGACUCCCUAAGCAACACCAUAUGUGUGGGCCUCCAUCUUAUCGCUCAUCCAUACAGCGCAACGUGGUCGGAGCUGGCUGAUUCCCAGACCUUGAGUGAACAAAAUGGCCGUCACGGUUAACAACAUCCUUGCAUCCGUCCUUGAGAGGACGGGAGUCGCACUCCCCAGUGCUAUCCUCAUCUUGGCCAUUCUUGCCCUGCUCUACCCGGACAGGGUUAUUGGUACCGCAGCGCCGCGUCCAGGUAUCCCUCGAAUGCCAGGAGCGCUUCCGCUUAUUGGCAACACUUGGGUCUUGAUCAAGAAUGGAACCGAGGAACAAUUUCAUCGACUCCAAGAUUUCACCAAGGAUAACAAGAUCGGCGUGUUGCAGACGAGUGUGCUUGGGCUUGGCCGUCAAUUCAUCGUGGUCCGCCCCGAGUACAUUGAGGCCGUUCAAAAGACAUACUUUGAUCAUUUUGUCAAGGGUCGGAUGUUCCGAGCUCGCUUCGAGGAUGUUCUUGGCGUGCAUGGCAUUUUUGUCGCCGACGGAGAAAACUGGAAAGGCCAGCGAAAGCGUGCCAGUCACAUCUUCAGUGCUGGUCAAUUUCGUAACUGGGUGCAGACGACCGUGCACGGCGAGCUCAAGCAAGUGUUCAGCUUGCUCCAAGAGGUCGCUUCCCGCAAAUCAUCCGGCAGCAACAAGAUCCUCCUUCCUGAGCUCUUCUUCCGGUACACGCUGUCAUCGUUCAGCAAGAUGGCCUUCUCGGCUGAUCUUAAGUGCCUCAGCUCAUCGCCAGAUGUGCUCGAGACGCCAGUACCUUUCGCGACGGCUUUCGACUUUGCGCAAUGCGUAAUCAAUGAGCGCUUCGUCUACCCCGGUUUCCAGAUUUACGAACUCUUUAGUUCUAACGGGCGGAAGAUGCGGCAGGCGAUCCAGCAGCUGCGCAAAACGGGUCUCGAGAUCAUAUCUGACCGCAUCGAACGGCGUCAACAGGAGCAGAAACAUGGCGCGGAUGCUCCGAAGGAGAAGCGUGCGAUCGAGAAGGACGGUAAGGACAUGCUCGAUCUCUUCAUGGAUAUAACCACCGACCCGGAAGACCUGCUGGUGGUCGUCAUGAACUUCCUCAUCGCCGGACGCGACACGACGGCUCAGUCGCUCAGCUGGCUCUUCUUCGAGCUCUUCCAGCACCCAGAGCACGUCAAGGAGCUGAUCACGGAGAUCGAGUCUGUGUACGGUGCGCAAAUGGCAGACAAGCCACACCUAAUGGGCUACGACGACAUGAAGAAGCUUCCAUUUACGCAGGCUUGCUUUUCCGAGGCCGUACGCCUGCACCCCGCCGUGCCAAAGAACGGGAAAAUCUGCUGCAAAGACGUCCUAUUGAAGCCGGCGGGGCCGAAUCCAGACAACUUGCCAGCGUUCGAAGUGAAGAAAGGAGAGUGGUGCGGCUGGUCCGACUGGGUCAUGAACCGUCGCACGGAUGUUUGGGGAGAGGAUGCGGCUGAAUACAACCCUUACCGGUUUAUAUCUGUCAAUGAGACCACCGGCACGCGCACCUUCAUCAGUCAUAACCAGUGGAAGUUCCACUCGUUCAACGGAGGGCCCCGUCUGUGCCUCGGCCAGUGAGUGCUUCGCUCAUUUUUUUCUUAGAUGUGUUCCCGAAGUACCGGCUUACUUGCAAGACUCUGAUACCGUGCGCGUUUCCAGGACACUCGCAUACUACGAGGGUUGCGCUUUCCUCGUCGCCGUGGUCCCUAAGUUCAAGAUCUCAUGGGCUACCAAGGAGGAGGGGCAAGUGGCACACUGGCCACUCAGGUACCUCAGCUCGGUUACCCACCCGUGCGAAC